Musa acuminata AAA Group (dessert banana) is the source of this 2400-nucleotide messenger RNA. Its product is annotated as asparagine--tRNA ligase, cytoplasmic 1-like. Gene Ontology annotation, cellular component: mitochondrion. Gene Ontology annotation, molecular function: ATP binding; asparagine-tRNA ligase activity. NCBI's taxonomy places the organism in Eukaryota, Viridiplantae, Streptophyta, Magnoliopsida, Zingiberales, Musaceae. The coding region runs from base 321 to 2213 and encodes 630 amino acids. Gene Ontology annotation, biological process: asparaginyl-tRNA aminoacylation. The record is from RefSeq and is a predicted model, not a curated record. The transcript is spliced from 8 exons.
CUAGCGUGGAGGGUGUCGAACAAAGAAGAUGUAUGAGAAUAUAUUAGGUUUAAAUCACUUAAAAAGGAUAUUAGAUGAGAUAUACGAGGAUAUGAUACGGUAGCAUCCACGGCACUUGGAAGAAGAAGAAGAAUGCCUUGUGCUCGAGAGAGAAUCAUCCAUCCACGAUUCCUCUCCGCAUCUGGAAGAAGAAGAAUGCCUUCCGGUUGGAGACAAACCGACCAAAGCAACGCAUUGUCUCACCGUGCACCCAAAGCAUCCGUGCACGUACGGCCCCUUCCCUUCCCCUCCAGACUUCCCCCGUCACUCCUCUCUCUUGUAUGCCUAUAUAUACGCCAUCUCCGCCAGCUGCCCUCCUCACCUCCUCUCCCAUCAUUCCAUUAAUUACCAUUGCCCUCGUAAUCAUGGCGUCUGCACAACGCGCCGCCGCUGGCAGAAACCAGCUGCUGCGGGUGCCGCCGCCGAUCCAGCGGUUCAAGUACUCGAAGCGGGUGGUGCUGAAAUCGAUACUGGACCGCGAGGACAAAGGGCUGGCAGUAGCGGGGCAGCGAGUCGUGGUCGGAGGAUGGGUCAAGUCUCGCAAGGAGAGAGCCGAAGUCGACGAUGCACCCAUCCCAACGCCGCCGGCCGAAGCAGACGACGUCCUUUUCGGCGAAGUCCACGUGCAAUACGUCCCCUUACUGAGGCCGAUAUCGGGCACUCCGGUCGGCGGCGGCGGCGGCGCCCAGACCCUUGCAGCGAAGGACAAGCACAUCGUCGUAUACUUGCUAAUCAACGACGGGUCCUGCAGUAGUAAUCUUCAGCUUGUGAUGGACUCUUCCACGUCCAUUCCCGGCCAAGUUGUCACCGUCGGGAACUCCAUCUUGGUCGAAGGCGUGCUGCGGAGGAGUUGGAGAGGAAGAAGGCGUGUAGUCGAGCUCAUAGUGGAGAAGCUGCUGUACGUUGGGGCCGUCGAUCUAAAGACUUAUCCACUAGCGAAGCCGCAACCCUCAUCGCUGUUCCUCAGAGACCAUCCCCACCUUCGUCCUCGUUUCAUUACGAUUGGAACUGUGGCUCGCAUUCGGAGUAACCUAACUUGUGCCUGUCAUGCGUUCUUCGACGACCUCGGGAUCAUACACGUCCACAUGCCCAUCAUCACAUCUAUUGCCACGGGAACCCAAAGCCAGAGGUUCCAGGUUACGACCCUCCUCAACGCAGCAGAUCAAGGACAUGUCGACCUCGAAGUGUUCAAGGCAGCAGUCCAGGAGAAGAGGAGCAGAAUAGAUAAGCUACGUAGAGGUGGCAACAACAAGGAAGCUCUGGUCGCGGCAGAAGAAGACCUGGAGAAGUCCAAGGAGCUGGUUCGAGUACUGGAACAGAGGCAGAAGACAGCCACGGUGUACGUCGGAGAAGUGAAGCUCUCCGAGGAUUUCUUUGGGCGUGCGGUGUACCUCUCGACCUCAGCUGGGCUUCACCUUGAAAGCUACGCGUGUGCACUCUCUGGAGUCUACACCAUUGGACCUGUGUUUCAAGCAGAUGAGUCCCGGUCCACGAAGAAGCUGGCGGAGAUGUGGAUGGUGGAAGUCGAACUGGCUUUCGUAGAACUUGAGGACGUCAUGAACUGCGCAGAGGACCUGCUGCAUUCCCUCUGCUAUUCCCUGUUGGCGACGGCAGGCAACGAUCUCAAGUUUGCAUCAAAACAAAUAGAUAGCGACUGCAUCAAGCGACUGCAGUCGAUAACCUCAAGACCUUUUGAUCGAAUCACCUAUUCCAAGGCACUUGACAUCCUGAAUCAGGUAAAGGACAGAUCUUUCCUGACAGAAGCUGUCUGGGGAACCAAACUCUCGGAAGAACACGAGAGGUAUCUGGCGGAUGACUUCUUCGAGAAUCCAGUGAUCGUGUAUGAGUUCCCCAAAGAGAUCAAACCAUUCUACGUGCGAGGGAAUGCUAAUCUCAUAACAGUUUCUGCUUUCGAAAUCAUCGCACCCAAAGUCGGAGUUCUGGUUAGAGGAAGCCAAAAGGAGGAAAGAUUGGACGUGAUCAGCAAGAGGAUCGGGGAAGUUGGUCUCCCGCAUGAACAGUACGACUGGUACAUGGAUCUCUGCAGGUAUGGCUCCGUUCAGCGUUCAGGUUUCAGCCUCGAUCUCGAGAAGAUGGUCGUGAUGGCCACUGGAAUUACCGAUGCCGAGGAUGCAAUUCCGUUCCCCAGAGCUCGUGGCAAUGCAAAACUGUAAAGACUGACGGAAAGCUGAUCUGCUUGGUGGAAGAAGAUAUCUGUAUUGCUCAUUUCUGGUUUGAAGCUAUCUAUCAAGCCAUGAUCUCAAACACUCCGGUCUUCUACUAGAUAAGCCUAAAAUGUGUGUGCAUAACUACAGUUGUUAUAUGAUAAUGAUGAGACUGUUCUCAUCCAUUGUUUAUUUC